AUUUUAUUGCUUCUCACCUAUUUAAGCCACAAUAUCCAUUUUUUUCCAGCCUCCAGCUACAAGGGAGCAGGAACAACAAAGGGACGUGAGCGCACAGGGACAUCUCUGCGUGUCUGUGAGUACCUGAUGCCUGUGUUACUAAUCGUCUAGCAGAGAAGCCUCACCAUCUUGCUUGGAAAAGAAGAACUGGGAAAACACUGACAUCCAGGAUUCUUCAAAGGUUGUGAUGCAAGAGGGAUCUGCACAGGAGCUCCGUGGGAGCCAACUGUGUGAGAACAAACUAGAGGAACAUGCUGGGCUGCUGGUUAACAGAAGCAGGAAGGCACUGGUGACAGGAGGUGGAGGCUACUUGGGAUACAACCUGGGAUGUGCUCUCGUCAGGUCAGGAAUUGCUGCUGUUUUAUUCGACAUACAGAAACCUAAAUGGGAAAUCCCRAAUGGAGCAGAUUUUUUCAAGGGUGAUGUGAGGGAUUAUGAAGCACUGUUCAAAGCGUGUGAAGGAGUCGACUGUGUUUUUCAUGUGGCUGCAUGUGGAAUGUCAGGACUAGAGCAACUUCAAAAGAAAGAGCAGAUUGAAUCCACAAAUGUUGGUGGCACAAAACUAAUAAUUGAUGUCUGCAAACAAAGAAAUAUCCCUAGGCUGAUAUAUACCAGUACAGUGAACGUGGUGUUUGGAGGGAAUCCUAUUGAAGAAGGAGAUGAAGAAACCGUGCCAUAUUUUCCACUGGAAAAGCAUUUUAAUCAUUAUUCUAGAACAAAGGCAAUUGCAGACCAAAUGGUUCUUGCUGCUAAUGGAACUUUACUCAAAGGAGGCAAUAAGCUCCAUACGUGUGUGCUUCGUCCCCCUGGCAUAUAUGGACCAGAAGAGCAGCGCCAUCUCCCACGAGUAGCUGUAAAUAUCCAGCGGAGAUUGUUUAACUUCAAGUUUGGGAAUCACAAAGUUCAGAUGAACUGGGUUCACGUAGGAAAUUUAGUACAAGCUCACUUACUAGCUGCUGAGGCUCUCACUUCUGAGAAGGGUUAUGUAGCUAGUGGUCAAGCAUAUUACAUACAUGAUGGUGAAAACGUCACGUUUUCUGAAUGGAUAGUUCCUUUAUUUGAAAAAUUAGGCUAUGAGAAACCAUGGAUACAUAUUCCUAUUCUCCUUGUUCAUAUAGCAGCCACUGUGGCGGAAUAUCUACACCUGGCCCUGAAGCCAUUUUUCAGCUUUACACCUUUCCUGACAAGAAGUGAGGUGUGGAACGUUACUGUAACUCACACUUUCCGGAUAGACAAAGCACGAAGUCAGCUUGGUUACAAACCAAAGAAAUUCUCGCUAGCAGAUUCUGUGGAUCAUUAUCUUAAAGCAAGACCUAUUUGUCAGGAUGAUCGUACUUUCCUUAAAAUGUUUGCUUUGGGCAUUUUGUUAAGUUUGAUCUUUCUUUCUUUCUUCUCCUAAAACCAAACAUCUACCUACCUGUUAACUCUGUUUUGAGUAUUACUGAUYUGGUCAUAGUACAUUCCUCACAACUGAAUUUCUUCUUAUGUGACCAUUUCUGAUAUCUGAUCCAAUUAAAAAACA
Molecule: messenger RNA, 1561 nt
Organism: Nothoprocta perdicaria
Lineage: Eukaryota; Metazoa; Chordata; Aves; Tinamiformes; Tinamidae
Product: putative short-chain dehydrogenase/reductase family 42E member 2
Exons: 13
Coding region: 227-1438 (403 amino acids)
Biological process (GO): steroid biosynthetic process
Molecular function (GO): 3-beta-hydroxy-Delta5-steroid dehydrogenase (NAD+) activity
Source: RefSeq, a predicted model, not a curated record